AUGGACAAUAAAAGCGAAAAGAUUCGUAAGAAAAAUAUUCGUGAUCAAUUGAAGCGGAUUAAACCAGGAGAAUGUCAAAAAUAUGUGCGAUUAGUAAUCGAUAGUCGCAUUAUGUCGGCACCUUAUGGUCGUGAAUUGAUCAUCGAAUUAAAUAAUGCUGUGGCCAGUGGAGAUUUGAAAUAUGAAAUCCGGAACCUACCCCUCAAGGAAUCUAUUAUAUGGGAACGUAGUGUUGGCCAAUUAACAUUGGCAUUUGGUGAUGCCCCAUUAUCCGAAGAAUGGCAACGAGAAAAACAAGUUCUCAAAUUAUUAUGCCAUGAAGAACUUCAGCUGCUGAUCCGGAAUAAAAAUCUUGAACACUUGUCAGAUGAUUUAACAACAAAAUAUCCAAAUAUGCAAUAUAUUGUUGCGUAUCUAUCCAAUGAUGGUGGUGGUAAACAUGGUAAUGCAGAAACCAAUGCCUUGCUGGAACUACAGGUAAUGCAUCAAUUACAUGUUUUGGAAAUUCCGAAUUAUGCCAAAGGUUUGGUUAGUGAAUUGAAACGUUUAAAUAAGGCGAUAGCAGAGGCUCCGUAUAAACAGCAAAAAUCCGAAACAAUGGAAACAUUUAAGAAAUUCUUGGCCAACGAUAAAAAACAGUGUGUACGAGUUGAGGGUACAAAUGGUUUUGGUCGUUUGUGGCAGCAGCAUUUAAAUCGUCUGCCUUUGGUCACUCUGGAAGUGGCUGAGACAAUAAUUGAACGUUAUCCAUGCCCUAAACUGUUGAUAGCGGAUUUGAAAAAUAAUCCCGAUGCUGUUAAAGAAAUUGGUGAUUUGAAAAUAAAACGUUCCGGUCCAAAGGUAUUGCAGACAGAUCGUCGUAUUGGUAAUGUCUUGGCUUAUAAAUUAUAUAUGCUUUAUACUGCGACCGAUCCAAAUACAUUGAUUUAA
This is a messenger RNA of Musca vetustissima, 930 nucleotides long. RefSeq lists its product as uncharacterized. Gene Ontology annotation, biological process: replication fork processing; double-strand break repair; mitotic intra-S DNA damage checkpoint signaling. Lineage: Eukaryota; Metazoa; Arthropoda; Insecta; Diptera; Muscidae. The record is from RefSeq and is a predicted model, not a curated record. Gene Ontology annotation, molecular function: DNA binding; nuclease activity. Gene Ontology annotation, cellular component: nucleus; Holliday junction resolvase complex. Bases 1 to 930 code for a protein of 309 amino acids. The transcript has a single exon.